Protopterus annectens (West African lungfish) is the source of this 2199-nucleotide messenger RNA. It is a transcript of the gene HEXB, whose product is annotated as hexosaminidase subunit beta. NCBI's taxonomy places the organism in Eukaryota, Metazoa, Chordata, Ceratodontiformes, Protopteridae. Gene Ontology annotation, molecular function: beta-N-acetylhexosaminidase activity. Gene Ontology annotation, biological process: carbohydrate metabolic process; glycosaminoglycan metabolic process; ganglioside catabolic process. The coding region runs from base 108 to 1781 and encodes 557 amino acids. Gene Ontology annotation, cellular component: membrane. The transcript has 13 exons. The record is from RefSeq and is a predicted model, not a curated record.
UGUCUGCCUUCACGGGUUUGGCUGAAUUUAAGUAGGCAUGAUGAGCCAAGCCUAGCCGGUAGUCAUCUGAUAGCGGUGUGAGCAGCAAAACGAUAGUAUUGGAGACAAUGAUGGGGUUCCAACUUCUCGGCACUUUUCAGGCCGUUGUCUUUCUUCUUUUUACUUCGUCAUUGGUUCUGAGCGAAAGCUAUAGUAGAGAGGAUGACAGAGAGCAGCUGCCACCGGUCCACGACGACGAGUCUCCGUAUGGUUCCCUGUGGCCAGUUCCGCAGUCUGUGCACUUCGCUCCGACCGUGUUCUCCCUUAGCCCCUUUGACUUUAAAAUCGUCCAUGGGCCGGGGUCCUCAGCCGGCGCUGAUUGCUUCAUCCUACUGGAAGCUUUUCGCAGUUGUCAUCCAUUACAUAGGGUCAAUAAUAUCCCAGUUGCCCAGUUUCAAAGAGUUAGACAUAUUUGCUCCAAUGUUAGUGAUUAUCAACGACAAGUGAGUGACCUAAAACAUAAGUUCCAAGCUCGUGGUUAUAAUAAGGGGUUAAUAGAGAAAGCAUAUGACAAAGUUCAGACUAUGGAUAGAGGUGAUUUGUUGAAGGACAAUACUAAACACACAUCAGAAGGAUUGGAGACCUUUAGUCAGCUGGUAUAUGAAGACAUUUAUGGAAGGUACCUCAUCAACAAGUCUGAAAUCACAGACUUCCCAAGGUUUACCCACAGAGGGAUUUUGCUGGACUCUUCCAGACAUUUCCUGCCGGUCAAUGUCAUAUUGGCAAACCUGGAAGCCAUGGCUAUCAACAAAUUGAAUGUAUUUCACUGGCAUAUUGUGGAUAAUCAGGCUUUCCCAUAUCAAAGCUCUGCCUUCCCUGAUUUAAGUGACCAGGGUGCUUAUCAUCCAUUCACCCAUGUUUAUACAACCACUGAUAUCAAAACUAUACUUGAAUAUGCUCGACUAAGAGGGAUUAGAGUUGUCCCAGAAUUUGACUCUCCAGGGCACACACUAUCCUGGGGAAAAGGUCAAAGGGAUCUUCUGACUCCAUGUUAUAAUGGUGAAAAACCUACCGGUUCAUAUGGUCCUGUAAACCCCAUCCUGAAUAGCACCUAUGAUUUCAUGGCCAUUUUGUUCAAGGAGAUCAGUGAAACAUUUCCAGAUGCUUUUGUCCAUCUAGGAGGAGAUGAAGUAGAUUUUAGCUGCUGGCACUCAAAUCCUGACGUAACAAAAUUCAUGGAACAGCAAGGCUUUGGCAAAGACUACAAGAAACUGGAGUCUUACUACAUUAAGAAGAUCCUGGACAUUGUGUCAUCUACUAACAAAGGCUACAUGAUUUGGCAGGAGGUCUUUGAUAAUGAAGUGAAGAUAAAGCCAGACACAGUAGUUGAAGUGUGGAAGUCAGAACAUUAUCAAGACGAACUCCAUAAUGUAACAGCAGCUGGGUAUAAAACAAUUCUGGCUUCUCCCUGGUACCUAGAUUACAUUAGUUAUGGGCAGGACUGGCAGAAGUACUAUCGAGCUGAGCCACUCGACUUCAAUGGUACAGUAGCACAGAAGAAACUGGUGAUUGGAGGAGAAGCCUGCCUUUGGGGAGAGUUUGUUGAUGCAACUAACCUUACUCCAAGACUAUGGCCUCGUGCAAGUGCUGUAGGAGAGAGAUUAUGGAGCAGUCAGUCAGUGACAAAUGUUGGUGAUGCGUACAUUCGACUGGUUAAACAUCGCUGCCGCAUGGUCAGUCGUGGUAUACCAGCAGAACCUCCGUAUAUUGGAUACUGUGAUCACGAAUAUAAAGGACUGUGACUUCUUUCAAGACCAAUAUUCUUUUAACAGUGCCUGUCUACAAUCAUACAGAAAGGAAAAAAAAAAGAAUAAGGGAGCCAUUUUGCACUGCCAUAUAUAAAUGAAGAAAUGUGAAUAUUUUAAAAGAAUUCUGAUAGUAAUCUGUAGCAACAUAAGCCAUUUUUACUUAAACAGUUUUUAAAAGAUAAAUGUGUAACUGAUUUUUGUGCAUCUGUUGGCAGUAGUAAAACAUUUAUUUUUUCAGGAUUUCCAUGACUGUGGUAGUGAAUGUAGUGUCAUGUGCCUUAUCUGCCAUAGUUCUGAAAACCAGGAAAACCUAUACAACCAGAUCAUGUGCAGUUUAAUGUUACUGUAGGUGUUCUUUAUGAUUGACUGUAUGUAAGGUUUUCUGCAAAUAAAGAAUAUUUUUCUUAUUGUA